Phyllotreta striolata is the source of this 960-nucleotide messenger RNA. The record is from the annotation of a GenBank genome assembly. Lineage: Eukaryota; Metazoa; Arthropoda; Insecta; Coleoptera; Chrysomelidae.
AUGAGGUCCGGUGUAAUUCUCUUGUUGUUUGCGAUCCUGCAGGUAUCGCUGGCCCAGCAACCGCCCCGGCUCCAAAUCCCCGGCGCCGUCCUGGUGGAGAGCCCCAGAUCAGCCCAGCUGCGCCAGCAGCGCCUCAACGCCCAAGACUUCGUGCCCAGACCGAGGCGCCCCAUCCCCGUGGCACCCCCCAGGGAAAUCCGCCCCGUGGUGGAAGAGGAACUCGAAAACUACCCCCAGGCGCACUCGCUCAGCUCCUUCGACGACGAGGUCAACAAGCUCAGCAUACCAGCCUUAUCAACUGCUGUUAGACAAGCUGCUGAGCAAGAAGAUGAACCAACGUUGAGACCUUCACCGUUGCCUUUUAGACCUGAAAGGCCGAUUCCUAUACCAAGAGAACGCCCCAUCGAAAUAUCCUCAACCAGACCAGUACAACUGAGGACGAAUCGUCCUGCACCUAGACCGAUUCGACCAGUCGUGAGGCAGGAAUUGGACGAUGAUGAAGAAGAGAACAUCCCUCGACAACCCAUCAGACAAAAGGUGAGACCUCAGCAACAGCAGGUGUUCAAGCAGGCGCCUGCGAGGCCUUCGAGGCCUUCGCAGUACCAGGAGGACGAGUCGGGGAAGAAGCGCAAGCCGGUGGUGCAGAUAUUGAGGAAGUACCGGACGGACAAUCCGGACGGGAGCAUCACCUGGGGCUUCGAGAACGAGGAUGGGACCUUCAAGGAGGAAACGUUGGGGAUCGAUUGUACUAUCAAAGGGAAAUACGGUUACGUGGAUCCCGAUGGGGUGAAGAGGGAAUUCGAGUAUGAGGCUGGUAAUAAGUGCGAUCCCAGGCAGGCGGAGCUGGACGAGGAGGAAGAGGAGGCUUUGGAGAAAGCGCAGCAGCCUAAAAGGCCGCAGCCUAGUCAGGGUGGGAAGCAGGGGCAGUUCCAUUACAGGCCGCAAUUGGCACCUAAUUGA